GAAAAAAAAUUAAAAUGUCAGAUUGUCCUACUUGCCAGUUGUCAAAUUUUGUAAAAAUAAUGCUUCAUGCUUGUUUUCUCCACACAAAACUAAGUUUUUAGUUAAUUUCCAAUUAUAAAAUACAUUAAUUGAAGGUACAGAAGCUCAUGGACAGUUCAAUAUUUAAAUAGGUAUAUUUAAAUCAAACAUAACAAAGCCGCUUGGUGGCCAUUCUGUGAUAUUACGGCAAAGAAACAUUAAACAUUAUCAGUGAUGUCGAUGCCACACAGCAGUUCGAGUACCAGUUCAGGCACGAAACGUAAAGAAAUAUACAAAUACCAAGCGCCAUGGCCAUUAUACUCAAUGAAUUGGUCUGUCAGACCUGACAAGAGAUUCAGGUUAGCCCUGGGCAGUUUUGUUGAGGAAUACAACAAUAAAGUACAAAUAAUUUCCCUUGAUGAAGACACAAGUGAGUUCACUGCAAAAAGUACCUUUGAUCACCCGUACCCGACCACCAAGAUUAUGUGGAUACCUGAUAGCAAGGGGGUGUAUCCAGACUUGUUGGCAACUAGCGGUGAUUAUCUACGCAUAUGGCGUGCCGGAGAGCCGUACACAUUAUUCGAAUGUGUCCUAAAUAAUAAUAAGAAUUCUGACUUCUGUGCUCCUCUUACAUCCUUUGAUUGGAACGAAGUGGAUCCUAACCUCAUUGGCACCAGUAGUAUUGACACGACCUGCACCAUCUGGGGCUUGGAGACUGGACAGGUCUUGGGCAGGGUCAAUGAAGUGUCUGGGCACGUGAAGACUCAGUUGAUCGCUCAUGAUAAGGAAGUGUACGACAUAGCGUUCAGUAGGGCCGGCGGGGGGCGAGAUAUGUUCGCUUCCGUGGGCGCCGACGGAUCCGUCCGGAUGUUCGACCUCAGGCAUCUAGAACAUUCCACCAUCAUUUAUGAGGACCCUCAGCACACCCCGCUGCUCCGCCUGGCCUGGAACAAGCAGGACCCGAACUACCUGGCCACCAUCGCCAUGGACGCGUGCGAGGUGAUCAUACUGGACGUGCGCGUGCCCUGCACCCCGGUGGCCAGGCUCAACAACCACAGGGCGUGCGUCAACGGCAUCGCCUGGGCGCCGCACAGUUCUUGUCACAUCUGCACCGCCGGAGACGACCACCAGGCCCUCAUCUGGGACAUACAGCAGAUGCCGCGCGCCAUAGAGGACCCGAUCCUCGCCUACACCGCCGCCGAGGGAGAGGUCAACCAGAUCCAGUGGGGCGCCACACAACCCGACUGGAUCGCCAUCUGCUACAACCGGCACGCCGAGAUACUGCGCGUCUGAAUAUAUCCUGAUUGUACAAUCCGGUGUGCAGUCGUGUGGACUGUAACCCCUGAAGCCGGCGUGUAGUUUGACGGUAGACGACAGUCGGUUAAACAAUAUACAUAUAGUCCUUAGAAUCGGACGGUCGCAACAGAUGAUCCUUCGAGCUUGAUUGUUGGAACGGGUAUUUUAGUUGCAACAUUUCAAUUAUUUUAUAACUAAGAAUUCUAGAAAUAGUUCCUGUUUUUAUUCAACUUUAAUUAAUUGUGCUCCUUGUGCGUUUUAAGGUUGAGAGAAAUUUAGCAAUUAAACAAAAAUUAAAGGAAUUUAAAUAACACACUGAAUACAAAACCUUGAAUACAAAAAAAUUAUUGGUGAACGUUGACAAACUUGUAUGAUUUAAAUUGAAUGAAUGAUAUUAUAAUAAUUUCAAAAUUUCCACAAACAUUUCUCGAACAGAGUCCCCCUAACUCGAAGGUGCAUUCUUUACACUAAUCUAUUAUUUAUAAAUGGUAAUAAAAGUAAACGUGUCGUGCUCGCGGCUGACAAUAUCUUGUCAAUCGCCAAGAUAAUGUUGAGCUUGACUCCGAUACUUAGGUAUACACAUUGCACUAGACCCCGCACACAACUUCAUUACAUACAGAUGACUUUUUGGCGGGAACGCGAGGAGUGAAAUUGUGUGAUUUGUUUUGUUUUGUCUUUUUAGUGUUUCUUCAGAUUUAAAAUGUGUAAUAACUGCGGUUUGUUAACCGUUAAAUAUUUGUGAAAGUGCACAAAUAUAGGAAAAUGAAGAAAUUCAAAUUUAUUCAGAUUGCAGUACGAGCGAGAUGAUCGUUAUACAAUACAACUGAUACAACUGAUACUUCGACUUCGUGGUUUAGGACGGGUGACGCUAAUCACGACGUGAUGUCUAUGGGCUUUUAUUGCCUUUGUAGGCAGACGAGCAUACGGCCCACCUGAUGGUAAGUCCUUACCGUCACUCAUUGACGUCAGCAAUGCCAGGGGCAGAGCCAAGCCGCUGCCUACCGUUAAGUACUCUCCACAAGCCUCGUUUGAAGAAGGACAUGUAGCGCUCGGGAAAUACCGUGGAGGGGAGCCCAAUCCAUAGUCGGAUGGUACGUGGCAAAAAUAAUGUCUGGAAAAGCGCACUGUGGGUGACCGCAGUGGCUCCAGGUAGUAUGGAUGAACUCUACUCCGGUGGCGGGCGGGCGAUGGUAAAAAAGAGAUGUUGGUAUCAUCUCAAACAAUUUCUCAGAGCACUCCCCAUGGAAUAUAAGGUACAUACUCUGAUAACUACGCCGUGGGUGGCGCUGAGACGUGGGUCCGUCACUCCUACGCAAUAAAAAACGUUUUUUUUACUUACAAAGGCUGCUACAGCACAGUGACUUAUUUGGCAUGAUAAUAAAAAAAAAGACUGAAAUUAACUGUUUGUAUUUUUCCUGUAUUCCAAUAUUAUAAAAUUAAGGAAUUUUGGAGUAAAAUUUUUCAAACAAAAAAUAUUAGUUUAUUGUUUGUGGUCUUAGUGGGAUUUGGUUAAAAAUGUAAUCGAAAAAAUAUCGCAUUUCUUUCAAAUUCGAAAAUUGUAAAGCUAACGAUUACAUUAGUAAACUCAUUACAAGUAACUCGUAACAAACAAGAUCUGCAUUUAAUACAAAAUUCAUCUUUGUGUGUUGUGUACAAAAAAUAAAUCGCUAAUAUAAAAUAAUAUGUACUUUACGCAUCUGUUUGCUUCAUUUUAUUCCUUUUCAUUUAUCUAAGUCUGUAAAGAUAUUUUUCUUUGUGUGUUGUCCUCCAUUAUAUUAUAUACGAUCGCCGUAAAAACUAUGUGUGUACUUAGUGCGAGUUUUUUAACGUUUUCAAUCGCGUAAAAGUUAACUCCAAUUUGUAUGGAGUUGGAACAGCGCCCCUAGUGGCAAACAAAGGGAAGUUUUGUCCAACUCCAUACAAUUUUCAUUUAACUUGACUUGUAAUGACGUUUGCGACAUAGCGGCAACCUUCAGCCUUCGACAGAGGGCGCGCGUGGAGCUUCAACACUUAGGUAUAUUUUAUGCAUUUACCGGUGGUCACAACAAUAUGAUAGAAAAAUUUUCGCAUUUCAGACAAGCAAAUUUGUUGUUAAUUUCGUUAUAACAAUGGAGCCUUAGUCGGCAUUUGAUAGUAAUGACGAAACCAAGCCAGUAUUUGUAAUUAAAAUAACAAAGAACCACUAGUUUAUCUGUAUUCAUCAAAUCAAUAUUAUAAAAAUGUUGACUUGUCAACUUAUUAUAACUUAUGACUUAUUCUGUAAAAUAUAAGGACUAGAUUAAAUUAUUAAUUUAUAUAAAUACAUAAUUACUAUACAAAUAGUUUUGUUUUCUGAUUAGUAAAUAUAAAUGGUAAAAUAAGAUAA
Messenger RNA from Bombyx mori (domestic silkworm), 3679 nucleotides. It is a transcript of the gene wap, whose product is annotated as DDB1- and CUL4-associated factor 7. The record is from RefSeq and is a predicted model, not a curated record. The coding region runs from base 253 to 1311 and encodes 352 amino acids. NCBI's taxonomy places the organism in Eukaryota, Metazoa, Arthropoda, Insecta, Lepidoptera, Bombycidae. Gene Ontology annotation, cellular component: nucleus. The transcript is spliced from 8 exons. Gene Ontology annotation, molecular function: protein binding.